This is a messenger RNA of Nymphalis io (European peacock), 4404 nucleotides long. It is a transcript of the gene Vap33, whose product is annotated as vesicle-associated membrane protein-associated protein B. NCBI's taxonomy places the organism in Eukaryota, Metazoa, Arthropoda, Insecta, Lepidoptera, Nymphalidae. Gene Ontology annotation, biological process: endoplasmic reticulum membrane organization. The transcript is spliced from 8 exons. Gene Ontology annotation, cellular component: endoplasmic reticulum membrane; plasma membrane. Gene Ontology annotation, molecular function: FFAT motif binding. The record is from RefSeq and is a predicted model, not a curated record. Bases 142 to 978 code for a protein of 278 amino acids.
ACUUGUACAUAAAAAGAAAGAGAACGCAUGCGCAAUGCGCAUUUCGAAUUCGUCAUUCAUCUUUACUGUGGCCGACAUUUCUAUUAUAAAGAUAAUCUUGAUCCGUUAAUUUUGCUUACGAAAUACAAUAAUUAACACAAAAUGCCGAACCAAGUGUUAACUAUAGAGCCGCAAAAUGAACUGAAGUUCAAAGGAUUGUUUGAGUUGGGCUACACAACUUACAUGACACUGACAAACCCAUCAGAGCAUACUGUCUUGUUCAAAAUCAAGACUACAGCCCCAAAGAAAUAUUGUGUUCGUCCUAACUCUGGGGUGCUCGAACCCAAUUCCAAAGUUGAUAUAGCAAUAACUCCUCAGCCUGUCCAUGUGGAUCCCAAUGAAAAACAUAAACAUAAGUUUAUGGUGCAAAGUGUUAUUGCUCCAGAAGGAAAAACUAACAUAGAUCAAGUGUGGAAGGAAAUAAGUCCUGAUCAACUUAUGGACUACAAGUUGAAAUGUGUGUUUGAGACUCCUCGAGGUACUAAUCUUAACGAUUCUGGAGAUACUGCUGCUCAGAACGAAGUCAAUAAGAAGAGAGUUGCAGUGGCCGCAGCUGAAGAUGUUAAAUCAGUAACAAAGGAUGCUGUAGAAGGUCUUAUCCAGAAUGAAGCAAAGAGGAAGGAUGAUGACCUCACGUCGGGAACGUUAAGUGCGAAAACGACUAAUUUCCCAAAAUCUGAAAACCUCGAAAGCGAUUUGCAAAAGGCGACGAAUGAAGUGAUUCAUUUGAGGGAGGAGGAAAGCAAAUUACGACAUGAAAAUCUUCGAUUAAAAGAAGAGCUGCUGCGCCUGCACCAGUCUGUGGGUGGCGAGGGUCGCGCGGUUCGCCGUCAUUCCUACGGGCCGGAGAAGACUGACCAGAUCGCGCUGAUGCCCUGGAUCGCCACCGCCAUAGGCAUGGCGCUGCUCGGCAUCAUCAUCGGCAAGUUCAUCAUGUGAAUGAUCUCCGACGCCGCGGUGAUACGACGCCACCUCACAGACGCCGCUGUUACACCACUCCCAACGCAUCCCUCACACAAGGCAGCUUAAACGUUUUUCUUACUAGCGACUUCUACAUUCGACGCGCUUCAACGGAGCGCCGUUCAUUGACGCCCCUCUUUCGCGAUUUUUAGGAAAUCGUGACAUCCAACUUCUUCCCCAUAUCCACACCACUGUCAAGAAAUGUGUUAAUUGUAAUUAGAGUACAUUUAUACUAUACCCCGUAGCUAUUGAACGAACUUUACUGCCUUUGUAUGUGUUUCUUAAUGUUAGGAAAAGGAUUGUUUAGAGGUUUUUAUUUUAUGGAAUUUCUUUAAGGUUUAAGGUCAUUAUUAUGUUGUCUUUUGUUUGAAAUGUAUAACUUAUUUUUAACUUUCGUUGCGAGGAAGUUGUUGCAAGGAGACAAAUGAAAUUAAUUAUCUCUAUUCGUUUCUGUUUUUCAAUUAUUUAAUAUCAAAAUUUUCAAUAUAUUGUAUCACUUGUAAAUCUUUCAUAUAAUUAAGAUUGAAAUGUAAGCUUGUACAGUCCAUUACAAUAGAAAUUGUGCAAGUGUGAAUGAUAUAUCGUAUUGUUACAAAACACUUUUUACUAAAGUGGAUUUAUUGGUUACGUUAAAUUAAGAUAAUUUAUUUAUGUCGAAAUUUUGCUAUUAAAGUAUCAUAUAUUUAUAAUCCAAGAGCAAUAACUAAUAUAAUUUUAUGGCCAGUAUAAAGCAUGGUUAAAAGUUACAAUCGGUUAAUUGUUUUGAAAUGUACUAAUUAUUUAAUAUAUUAUAAGAAUAUUAUAGUAUCCAGUGUUUUUAUUCCAAUAUCAAUUGUUAAAAAUUUAAGAAGUUCGCUAUGAUAGCCGUGAACUCCAUUGAGUGGAAUAGGUUAUCUAAUCUGUGGAAGUGAAAAAUUAAAUGAUGAGAAUCAAAGUUCCAAGGCGAACGUUUCAGACAUUCCCAAAAAUAUUUACUAAUAUAUAUGGCAAUAUAUUGGAAUACACUACCUAAGAUUUGCAUUGAAGUCACAGCUGAUGUACGUAUGGGGUAAUUGUUACAAGAGGUUUAACAAGUUGUCAGUAUUGGAUAUAUAAAUAUAUAGUAUCGACGUGUUCAUUCUACAUCAAGAAAUAUAACAGAAUUUGGUUUUGUUCUAUAUAUAUAUAUAAAAAUCAUUCACAUUCAAUUACAACAAGCCAACGAUCUGAGUUAGCAUAUUAUACAAUGCAAGUUCUUAUAUAUGUGUAAUAUUUUCAGAUUAUACGUUCUCAAAUUCUAUUGAAAUGGACGGUAAGCGAAUUGUGUGUCUAUACUAUUAAUAUAUGAAGCCAUCACUUUGUCGCAGUCGUUUGAGAUUUAUUACUAAAAUAAAUUUACUCUCUAUUAAUUGUUCCUACUUAUUUAAUCAAUGUGUGACAAAGAUGUAUUGUAGGCAAUGGGUCUAUUUUGUUUUUGAAAUAUGAUAUCUUGGUUCGUAAUAAUAAAAAGACUACUUAUAAGAUAUAUUAGAAUAAUUUAUAAUUAUCUCAUAAUACAUGUUUUGUUUUAACUUUAAUAAAAACUGUAUUCAAUUUAAUAAAAUUACAUUUAUUUUGUCACAAAUAAUUUGCAAGGUUGAAUGAAAUUUAACGGGUAUUUUAAAUAAUUUCAACUUGUAGUUAUUGACAUCAAUCUUUUUAAUGUAUUCUUUUUUUGUUCAUUUAAUUAUGUUACUGUUUAAAAAAUGGAAAAUUAAGAAUACAUCUAAGCGUUCAUUUUCUUUAAAUUAUAGUUUUAAAAUGUAAAAAAAGAAUAUAUUCGAAUGCGUGUGCUCGGAUUUAAUCAAAAAUGUUUGUAUAACCAAACCGAAGAACGAAACUGCCAUAGUCAUUAUGCACAUUCAAUUAAACAUAGUUUGCAAUAAACAAAUGACCUGCGAUUAUCGAUGACUGAUCGUGGGCCAUGUGUUUAAUGCAAUAAUUUCUUUCACGAUCAUUACGUCAAAACAGCAAGACGUCACAAUAUCGAAUCCUAUGUAUACAAUAUAAACAUUAUUAGAACUAGAUAUUGAUUAGUAAUAGUUAUAUACAAGUUUUAUUGUGCACGUAACGUAACCGUACAGUGUACAUCUGGAGCAGAUGUCAAUGCCGCUGUAAAUAAAAUGUUAGCUUCUAUGUGUGCGGUCCGCUCACCGAUAAAUCCGCUCAGGACUCGAGGCAUUUAUAUUUAUUCGGCAUUUUUUUAACGUAUUUUUAUCAUACUUAUAGGUAAUCAGUUGCACUAAAAACUUAAUUCUUGAUCAAAGGUAUUUUCGUGCUUGUAAGUCCUCCUAGCAUUAGAAUUAAAAGAUCUCAUUGUCCAUUGUGAUAUAGAUCUUUAGUUAUACGCCGUAUGCUUUAACGACAUUCGUUUCAUUAAACAAAUUACUAAAUAUACGUUUUUCUUAGUUGAACGUUAAUGAUCGUGAAAUUUAUUUCUAAACUCAAUGUGACUUAUCUCAAAUGAAUGCGACAUUCAUUCAACAAACUAUUAAUACGCAAGUCAAUAUUAAAAAAUAAUAGAUAAUAUUUGAUUUCGGAUGUCUUAUUAAAUGUAUGUAUAUAAUAAGUAGAUAGUAUGUGGCGUAUAUGUUUAUUUAUUACAGAGAUUUUUUUUUGUUUAUGGAUGAUUCAUGAUUUUAAAAUGAAACCACAAAAGUUGCUGAACACACCAAGGUCAUAUGAUCAGGUUGGUCGCUGGUUAUUAUUUUCAAAAAUUUCACUCAAAAAUAACCGACACUUAACGAACAUAUUUGGUUACAUAUUGUUAUAACUAUAUAUACUAAAGAAAACUAGACAUAAAGAUUCUUCCGUGACCAUUACAGAAUAUAUUAUCGAAGGCUUCAAUGCCUCCGAUAAUUUAUGUCUAGACAUAAACCGAACUCUGAAUAAAUCUUCAUAAAAUUUUCUAAGCUAUACUUAAAAAAAUGUUAAUUUUUUACUUAAAAUUUUUACUGAGAAAUAAUCUCUUAGAAAAAUUUACAUUUUGAUCUGUUAAGGUAUACGUGUUAAUAUAUGUGGUCUCGUUCUCUAGUGUGACAUAGAUUUUUUACUGUAAUAUAUUUCAAACCAUUUUCGUAUUGAUACAUUUGACAGUUUUCAUUAGUAAUUGUUGUUGGAUAAGCCAGUGAGAAAAAUCGCUUGAAAGUAUAAUAAUAGUAUUAUAAGCGCCUCUUGUGGUAUCAAUAUACAUUUUAUUUUGGUGGUGUCAUGUAAGUUAUUUUUAAUGGGAGAUGAUGUAUUGGGAUAACGCCAUUUGUGCAUAAAUCUGUAGAGCUUUUUUUUUACAAUAGAUAAAAUUAAAUUUCCGUAUGGUAUUGUUGUUAUAUUAAACUAUUAUGCUAUAUUGUAUCGGUUUCCGAAAUAAAUUACUUAAUUUAUUUGGAA